AUGGUCCACGCAGACGCGUCAAAUUUUGCCCAAGGCGUCACAAAGGCAGAGGCCUAUGAGCAGGUGCUCGCUCAGGCCGAAGGUCUACUUUAUGAACAGAGAAACUGGGUCUGCAACACGGCAAAUGUCGCUUCGUUGCUGUGGCAUGCCUAUAAGUCGUUGCCAGCUCCGAGCAACCAAGUAAACUGGGCAGGCUUCUACACACUAGACCCGAAGGCCAGCCCCAAGCAGCAACUCAUCCUGGGUCCCUUCCAAGGAAAAGUCGCUUGCCAGAGCAUUGCCUUUGGCCGAGGGGUAUGUGGCGCUGCUGCCUCGAGCCAGACAACCCAACUUGUCGCAGAUGUAGAUCAGUUCCCUGGCCAUAUUGCUUGUGACGGUGACAGCAGGAGCGAAGUCGUCGUCCCGAUCACGGUUCAGGAAGGGGCAAUUUCCAAGCUGGUCGCCAUCAUCGACGUAGACUGCGCAGAGCUUAACGGGUUCGACGAAGUUGACAAGAAGUACCUGGAACGACUAGCAGAGCUCGUAGGAAAGGGCUGCGACUGGUGA
Neoarthrinium moseri is the source of this 546-nucleotide messenger RNA. RefSeq lists its product as uncharacterized. The coding region runs from base 1 to 546 and encodes 181 amino acids. The record is from RefSeq and is a predicted model, not a curated record. Lineage: Eukaryota; Fungi; Ascomycota; Sordariomycetes; Amphisphaeriales; Apiosporaceae. The transcript has 5 exons. Gene Ontology annotation, cellular component: cytosol. Gene Ontology annotation, molecular function: L-methionine (R)-S-oxide reductase activity; protein binding.